Molecule: messenger RNA, 8516 nt
Organism: Lutra lutra (Eurasian river otter)
Lineage: Eukaryota; Metazoa; Chordata; Mammalia; Carnivora; Mustelidae
Gene: LRCH1
Product: leucine rich repeats and calponin homology domain containing 1
Exons: 20
Coding region: 289-2583 (764 amino acids)
Molecular function (GO): protein binding
Source: RefSeq, a predicted model, not a curated record
GAGAGGAGGGAGCCAGGGCGGGAGGAGACACAUGCGCGCUGCCUGCCGCCGCCGCCGCCGCAGUGCUUAGCUUCCCAGGGACAGGAAACCUUCGAGACCGAGCCGCCACUGCCGCCUCCCCGACUGCUCCCCAUUCCGCGCGCCUGCCACACCCUCCUCCCCUUCUUCCAGUAUUUUUCGGUGGGGCACUGCAGGGACUCGGCCCGUGCGGCAGUCUCCCCCUCCCGGGGGAAAGCUGUGACCCCCCCCGCAAGAGCGGCGGGGCGGGGUGGGGGGGCCCGGGAGAAGAUGGCGACGCCGGGAAGCGAACCCCAACCUUUCGUCCCUGCUCUCUCGGUGGCUACUCUGCACCCACAUCAUCAUCCCCACCACCACCACCAUCAGCACCACGGAGGAACCGGAGCGGGCAGCGGGGUCGGGGGAGGCGGCGGCGGCGGCGGCAGCGGGGGCUUCAACCUGCCCUUGAACCGGGGGCUGGAGCGCGCGCUAGAGGAAGCGGCCAAUUCCGGGGGGUUGAACCUCAGCUCCAGGAAACUGAAGGAAUUUCCCAGGACCGCGGCCCCCGGGCACGACCUCUCGGACACGGUGCAGGCAGAUUUAUCUAAAAACAGACUGGUCGAAGUCCCAAUGGAAUUGUGCCAUUUUGUAUCACUGGAAAUUCUUAAUCUGUAUCAUAAUUGCAUCAGAGUCAUUCCUGAGGCCAUCAUUAAUCUGCAGAUGCUGACCUACUUAAACUUGAGUCGAAAUCAGCUGUCUGCCCUGCCUGCCUGCCUGUGUGGUCUGCCUCUCAAAGUCUUAAUCGCAAGUAACAACAAACUUGGAGCGCUGCCCGAAGAGAUAGGUCAGCUCAAACAGUUGAUGGAGUUGGAUGUCAGCUGCAACGAGAUCACGGCCUUGCCCCAGCAGAUAGGUCAGUUGAAAUCUCUACGGGAACUGAAUGUCAGAAGAAAUUACCUUAAAGUUUUACCACAAGAACUAGUAGAUCUUCCCUUGGUAAAGUUUGACUUUUCCUGCAAUAAAGUGCUCGUGAUUCCCAUUUGUUUUAGAGAGAUGAAACAGCUGCAAGUGUUACUGCUUGAGAACAACCCUUUGCAGUCUCCUCCAGCGCAGAUUUGCACAAAGGGCAAAGUGCACAUAUUCAAGUAUCUGAGUAUACAAGCAUGUCAGAUUAAGACAACCGACUCCCUUUAUCUCCACACGAUGGAGAGGCCACAUUUACACCAGCACGUGGAAGACAGCAAGAAGGAUUCGGAUUCGGGUGUUGGAAGUGAUAAUGGAGAUAAGCGUUUAUCUGCCACAGAGCCUUCUGAUGAAGACACUGUUAGCCUCAAUGUGCCAAUGUCAAAUAUCAUGGAAGAAGAACAGGUCAUCAAGGAGGACUCAUGCCAUCGCCUUAGCCCCGUUAAAGGGGACUUUCAUCAGGAAUUUCAACCAGAGCCUUCCCUUUUGGGUGACAAUGACAACUCAGGAGAAGAAAGAGACCAAUUUACUGAUGGAACAGAUGUUCUCCGUUCAGAAUUUAUAACCUAUAUUAAGGAUAGGGCUGAGGACUGUGAAGAACUGCUACGGAUAGAAGAGGACACGCACUGGCAGUCUGAGGGAAUAGUAAAUUCGUCCAAAGACCAGGACAUGAAUAUAGCAAUGAUUGAACAACUGAGAGAAGCAGUAGAUUUGCUGCAAGAUCCCAACAGAUUAAGCACCAAUAUUACAGAGAGAAAUGUUGUAAACUUUUAUCCUAUUGAAUCAGCAGAAGCCUUAGACUUACAAGAUUCUGCACUAAAUGGUCAAAUACAGCUGGAGACCUCUCCGGUUUGCGAGGUGCAAAAUGAUCUCACUUUACAGAGCAAUGGGAGCGAGUAUUCUCCAAAUGAGAUGAGAGCGAACUCGCCUGCCAUCUCUCCCACCACCAACAGCACCGCUCCGUUUGGCCUGAAGCCUCGAUCAGACCCAGCCCUCACUCUUCCUCCUAUCUCCUUCAACAAACUUACACAGGCACAAACAUGGGACAGCUCUAGCUACAGUGUUCCAUCUGAAGGAGACAGUGACAAUGUGUUUCUAAGACCUCAGAGAAAUUUGGAAUCUAUAGACCCACAGUUUACAAUUCGGAGGAAAAUGGAACAGAUGAGAGAAGAGAAGGAACUGGUGGAACAACUCCGUGAGAGCAUCGAGAUGAGACUCAAGGUCAGCCUGCAUGAAGACCUGGGGGCCGCACUCAUGGAUGGUGUGGUUCUCUGCCACCUGGUCAAUCACAUCCGCCCGCGAUCGGUCGCAAGCAUCCACGUCCCCUCGCCAGCAGUUCCCAAACUUAGCAUGGCCAAAUGCAGAAGAAAUGUGGAAAACUUUUUGGAAGCAUGCCGAAAAUUAGGAGUACCAGAGGCUGACCUCUGCUCUCCGUAUGACAUCCUGCAGUCGGACUUUCAGCACAUUCGAAAGACUGUUGACACUCUGCUGGCACUUGGGGAGAAACCCCCACCACCAACUUCUGCCCUCCGCUCCAGGGACCUUCUAAGCUUCUGUCUUGUCCAUAUUCUCUUUAUAGUGCUGAUCUAUAUCACUUAUCGCUGGAAUGCUCUGUCCGCCUAACGCCUGCAUGUGCACCCACACUCCCUCUGCUAUGUCACCCUGAUCCAUCGCAGGCCCCUUCCGCCAUCUGAGCCUUUGCCUGGCCGACUUCCCUCCUAGUCAUCUCUUGAGUGAUCUCUGGAGUUCUGAAGUCGGACAUUACGCGUCCGAUUUUCCCAAAGCACAAACUAUUUCAUAGAACGCAGUUGCCGUUAAAGAAUUUCUCCCCCUCACUGGAAGACAGCGACCAGUGUAUCCAGGCCUCACGCUUUCUCAUUCCCAUAGUGCCGGCAGUAGUGCACUGCAGUUCUUCUCUCUCUCCCAGGGAGCUUCGCUGCCCUGGGUAGAGCAGAAGAUUCUCGAACAGGAGCAGAGGGGAUUUAGGGUAUGGAAAUCUUUCCUUUGGGUCAGUGUUGGAUCCUAAUUCGGGACUGGGCAAUUGUGUAGAAGGGCUACCUUGCAGAGGAGACAGAAAACUGGCAUUUGGGGCCCUAUUUGGCCUAUUAAAGUCUUUAGUAAUACCAUUAUUGACCAAGUUGAAAAAUGCCAUUGGCAAAUGACUGCUUUGCUGGCCAUGCAGUUGGCUUCCUCCCUGUUGCUUGCCAUGGGAGCUGUGAGGGGCACCAGGGAGCAUUGCUGCCCACUUCCACAGGGAGGAAGCCCCUCUGCCCUGCCCUGCCGCGUGAGACCUAGCUGUGCAGGGGGUCGCUGGAAGGAGGGUCCAUGGCUGUUAGAGCGCCACCUGGAGGAUUCUCUUGCACGUCACUUGGCGCAUAUUUUUACUUUUUGCUCCCUGUUAGGUCUACUCUGAGCUCUUAGAAAAGCGUUUUUCAGAAGGGAUUUAUAUUUUUAAUAAUGUAAUGGGUCGUUUUUCUUUUUUGCUACAUCACAUCAUAACUGCAGGUCAAGAAUGUGAUGGGUUUGACUGUAUUUGCUUUCAAAUAAAGCCAUGAGUCAUGGAACAUCUUGGUCCUAGCACUUGGGUUACUAUGGCAGAAGCCAACAAAAAGAAGGCUCAUAUUUUAGAAGAAUGUAGUGUCCCUAAUGACUUCAAAUGUCUAUUUAGCCUUUGUUUUCCAGUGACAUUAGCAAGCUGCUUCUACCUUAAGUGAGCUUACAGGAUUAUAUAUAGUUAAUAUAUAACUUUUGGAGCAAUGUGAUCAGUUUGUAACUAAAAGAAAAAAACCCACUAGAAUCUUUUCUUGGCCAAGAUAUUCCUGGUUCUGGGAUGUCUUUCUCUAAUAUGAGAACGCCCUGCCCCAUGGUUCAGACAGCUUCCCCUAGGCUUUGCAUUACAUCCGAUUGCCAAAUACUGUUUCUUAAAUUCAGGAGAUGAUGACAUUAACUUCCUCAAGAUAAAUUUCUAGUUUACUCAUAUGCAAAGGGUCUACAUCGAUGGCUUCUAAGAAGAUAAUUUUAUUUUUCUGAAUGUUUCCAUGAAUCCAGGGGACUUGAGAAUAUUGAAGAACCACACAAUUAGAAGAGUAUAUUUAUAAAUAUUCUUUGUUGCUAAAUCAGAUUUUCUAAUGGGAAUAUUCUUUACAUAUUACCUGAGCUGUUUCCUCCUGAUUUUGUGUGGAUUGGUGAAAUACAGGGUAUGCAGACGCCACUUAGCUAACCUCGGCUGUGUAUAAAUAACCCACAGAUGUACUGAAUUGCUUUUGGUGCUAUCUUGUACUCUUCAAUCUGUAACACAAUAAAAGCCCUUUGUGCAAAGUCUAAUGAACACCCUGAGCCAUAAGUUGUUUAAUAAACACAUUGCGGGUGAUUAUUCCAGGUUCCAAUCAGCCCAUUGAUGCCCUGACCUGUGGCCCCCACCCCCCACCCCAGAGCAGCUCUCUGGGUCUCCACCCAGCUCUGCAGUGCACUGUGGCUUCCCUUAAUGAUCCCUGUUUGGGUUUUUUUUUUCUUCUUUGGGAGGGGUGGGGGGCAAAAGAGAAGAAGAGCCAUGACUUACAGGGUGGCACUUGAAAGAAAAUUCUAUCCAUAAAAACUGAGUAGAGCAAUCAUGUGAGAUCAGAUUUAAUUUUCAGUGCUGACUUGAUGGCAUUCUUAGGCUAUGUUCAUAUUUCAGUCCUGGCAUCCAAGGAUUCUUUGGAUGCGCUUUCAUUUCUCAUGCCAUUAAUGUAUCUGUUCCCUAACGUGCUGCUCCUCUUGGGAUCUGUGGGGUGGUAUUUUUUUUUUCAAUCAAGUGGUAUGGUAACUAGCAGAACAUAAUUAAUUUAGCCCUUUAGGCAAAACUUGGAAUGAACUGUCUUGCCCAUUGUCAGGCUGUUCAUUUCUAUUUAGAAUAUUAAGCCUCUCUCCACGGUUCUUCCCUGAGGUACCCACACACCAACCCAUAUGCUCGCAUGAGGCCCGCCAUUACAGCAUGACUGGGGAUGUAAGCUGAUGUGCUUGUUGUCUGAGCGGUGGGCAGGGAUUUAGUUCUAUGAUUUAUAUGUGCAUCCUAAAUCUCCUUCCUCACACAAGAAGGACCAUUUUUCCAGUACCUUCAGUGCCUGAUAAAAGGAACCCAUUGUUUAUUUAUGUUCUGUCUUUGAGAUAGAAAGAUCUAUUUGAAAGAGAAAGUUCUCUUUCUCCAGCUCCUCCAACUGGUGACAGCUCACCCCUCAGUAUAAGGAUUUCCACAAUAUGUCACAACUAAUGUCUUUUCAUUCCCUCUAUUUAUGGAUUUAUGAUUCACAUGUGGCUCAGUGUUCGGGGCAAGACACUCACAGAAUGGGGUUGGUGGUGAGGGGUCCCGCAGAACUCAAAAGUAAGACAACCGAGUAGGAAUUUCAUCAAUGAAAAUAGGUUUUAAAAAAAAGGCGCUUGAUACCCUGAUACCUUUUUUUGUGACUAAGAAAUUAAAUUCAGUGCAUGGUGGCUAGGGUUAUCUCUCUAAAAUCCAUGUUGCUCUAUAAGGACAAGACAUCCUAAGGACAAAGGAUGUCUCACCUUACAGGGUCCAGUACUAGACAACCGAUUAAAAUUUCAGAAGCCUGAAAGUGGUUUUGGAUUAAAUGAAAAAUAUUUUAAUACCAUUUUAUUUCAGGGGAUUUAGGUUUAAAAUUAGGAUUCAUAUUUUGGAAGUAGUUCUCAAUAAACAAUCAGAUAUAUAGAGAACGUGCACUUUUUUCCUUCUUUGAGACCAUCAAGGUCCAGUUCCUUGGCUCUUCAGUGUGAUUUUAUUUGUGCUUGUGUUCAUUUAUUCGUUCUUCUAAUACCGAAGGAACACUCUUAGAGUAAGGCUCUGUCGUAGACCUUGGGGAUACGUGACCCUGUCUUCAAAAAUCCUGCAGUCUAGACCGGGGGUCAGCAACAUUUUUCUGUCGAGUACCAGAUGAUAAAUAUGGCGGGCUUUGUGGCCUCUGCAGUCUAUGGGACAGCCACUCCGCUCUGCUGAUAACAGUUUGAGAGCAACCGUCAGCAACCCCCUAUGAACAGGGAUGGGUGUGUUCCAGUCAAACUUUAUUUACAAAAACAGGCUGUGGACUGACUUGGCCUGCAGGCAGUGGGUUUUGGACCCCUGACCUAGUGGACAAAGCAAAUGGAAUUCAGGGUGAUACAAGAUUCUGUAGGUAGGGAACGGGGAGUCUGCAAAGCCUUUCCGGAACUGCGAUGUUUUUACCCUGAGACCUGAAAGGUAUAUAGGAAUCGCCAGGGGACAGGGGUGCAGGUUCGGGAAGUGAGGAAACGAGCAAAUACGCGUGGAGAAUGAAGUAUUCCCGAGGGAGGACGCACUUGGUGGUGGCAGGGCUGGAAGGCAGAGACUCGAACAGAAGGUGACAAGUCUCUAGGAGUGGGACAUGGUCUCCGUUUUACAUGGGAAGAAACCGACCCCAGAAUGCUCAGGUGGCGGGAACUUGAAGCUCGCUCAUGUGCAAAUAACAUAGAUGGUCCUGCUUCAAGUUCAUUCACUUCAGGGGCAGGAAAGGGCGUUUGAGAAACAGACUGACAGAUCUGAACAGUGCAGGCAUCAGUGACUUCAUCUUAGUCCAGCGGCUGGCCGGGGAGGAGGUCCCUGGCUGUGUGGGAGCACAAGGAACUGUAGAAAGAGGAGAGCCAGGCGGCCGUGCUCCCGGGAGGCCUCUUCCGCCCGGCCCAGAGGUCUGUUGCUCUUGAUGAGAAGCCCAACAAACCAGGUCGCAGAGCUAACGCCUGUCCCCGAAUCGAGGGUUCUGUGACCCCCCACCCAAUGUGAAAUUUAAUGGUGCUUCUCAGGAUAGAGGCCCUUUCCUGUCCCCAGGGCACAGAUUCACCUCCAGAUGAAGGAAUUUCUGGGCAGCUGCCUGAUGUUGUAGAAAGAGCCCGGACUGGGAGAGGAGACGCGUGUUCAAAUCCUGGCUCCUAUACUUACCAGCUUUGGGACUUUAACAAAGUUACUUAACCUCUCUACGUAUCAGUUUUGUCAUCUGGAAAAGAGAGCUAUUACAUCUGCCUUGCACAGCUGUCCUAAUGAAAUAAGCAAUGCAGAUCCGUAGUGUUGGCCCCCAGCAUGUAGGAGGGGCCCCAGAGAUCUUUCUGAGUUCGCAUUUACUGCUUAUGGCUUCCCUGUUUGCUGGGGCUCUAGAAAGAGUUGGGUGACGGGCUGUGAGGGAACCUUUACUGAUUCCGCCAUUGGAGAAGCAACACAGAGUACGAGCUCUUCAGGGGCCAUGGGAAGCUCUGUGUUUAUGGAAGAUACUCCUUUAUGACUCUGCCCUGUGCUUUAAAAGGAAACACAACAGUGGUGCCGUGUUCUCCAGGAAAGCUGCUAGGCUCCUCUAACGAUGGAUAAAUUUAAAUGCAUUUAAAGUCAGUGUGAACGUACAGUGUUCUCUGCUUUAAAUCCCUUUCAUCCAGGUUUACGUGGCCCUUCUCUGUCACUUCUGAUCCAAUUAUAAAUGUACAGCCAUUCCUUCUCUCUCCCAGCUUCUGGGUCACUUCUGGGACCCUCCCCCCGAAACCCCCUGGCCUAUGCAGAGGCAGGACUAGUGUGGUAGAAGAUGGCCUUCAGGCCAUCCUGGCUACCCUCUUCAUUUCCAGCAGGCUCCCCUCGCUCAGCCUGUCAGCCAGUGCCUCAACUCAUCAUUCCUAUCAGUCUUCAUUCCAGUCCUGUCGUAAAAUAACAGAACUGCUGCGUUUUUAUGUUUCUGUUACCUUAGGCCAGUCUUUGUAGGUACCUCCGACACCAUCCAAGUAAUCUGAGGGUACUUCUGGGUUUCUUUAGGGCAUCUGAAUGAAAGGAGAAAGGCAGAAAGGAAUUGAGAAGUACCUUUUUAUGUCCUCUGUGUACUUCUCAUUGCCAGCUCUGAGGGUCGAAGUGAGACUCGUGGGCUCCACACCGGAUUUACGAGUGAGGAGACCAAGAAGGUGAGAAAUGCCGCUUGGAAAACUAAAGGCCGAGUAAGGUAGCUCAGUCUGUGUCGUCUCCAGAAGUACUAUCAGUGGGAGGUUGAGAUCUCAGUACUUUUCCCCUCCCUGUCUCUUUGGAGCCCCUAACCCUUCCCAACCAUGGCCACUAGCUUGGAACCCUGGAGCCAGCACUCCUCAGAGGGACCAGUGCAGCCAUUAAUGGGGCCAUGUUGCAUCUCAAGCAGGACUGAGUUUAGGGCACAUAGCCCCAUAAAAGCCAUGCUGUACACAGAGUUUAGACCCUGUGGAAAUAUUAGUACUUGAAUUCAGGCACAUUUAGGACUUAAACACUGUGGUCAAGAAGCAAAGUGUCUUUCAAAAUGCCUUGGGAGUAUUUAUUCUUUUAAGAUUUCUAUUUGCGUUCCUUACCGAGCGUUCUAUUGAUCUGUUACUGCUUUUCUCGAUGAUUCAUUGAAUCAACGUGCUCAUAAAACCCUUUGUAAUUUGAUCCAAAUACUUCUUUAGAGUUUGUUGUUUAUCUUUUAAUUAAUUUGGGGUUUUUUAAAAAGAUUUUAUUUAUUUAUUUGACAGAGAGAAAGUACACAAGCAGGGGGAGCAGCAGGCAGAGGGCAAAG